AUGCCUCCUUCCCUUCGGCACGACAUUCUCGCAACUGCGGAUGAAUUCUUUGCCACUACAAUUUUCCUAUUCGGUGCUUAUGGCACCAUUCGAGCUGGUUUAACGGGAGCCAAUGGUGCUUUGACGAAUGAUUCGCUGAUUGUGAUUGCGUUUGGAUUUGGAUGUGGUUUCUUUGAUGACUUCUGUAUGGACUCACUCGAAUACAUCUGGAGCAUGGUGCAAUCCCGUAAUAUGCAUGGUGGCAUACCUGUCUGGCAAAAUCUCGUAUGUCCCUUCUUCACCAUUACUACGAUCUACACAUCAAACCCAUCUUACUCUCAUCCCAUCAGCCUCCUACGCUGCAUCUCCUACACCAUCGCUGAAUGCCUCGCUGCAAUCUUCGCCGCAGCUCUCAUAAAAGCUCUCCUCCCCGGCGACUACAUCGGCGCAACAGCACCGGGUCUUGGAUCAUCGCUCGCCCAAACAUGGUUUCUUGAAAUGAUUAUGACCUGUGUGCUCGCACUGGUUGUACUAAAUGCCGGGAUUGAUGGGCAGACAGAGCAGCUCGCACCGUUGCAUAUUGGGUUGACGCUGCUGGUUAUUCAUCUUGGAGCAGUGCCGUUUAGUGGGAGUGGGGUUAAUCCGGCGAGGAGUUUAGGGAGUGCUGUGUUGAGCGGGGUGUGGACGGCGCAUUGGAUUUAUUGGACAGCACCGAUUGUAGGCGGUUUGCUUGGAUUCGCGAUAUGGAAACUGCUGCAAAAGGGAAGAGCCCAACCUGAUAAUGAUUUUCUAGCGGCUGUGUCAGAGUUUAUUGGGACGGCCAUGUUCUUAUUCCUCGCAUAUGCUGGCAUUCAGGCGGCUAUACAAACAUCAGCUGGAACGUUUGCGUCGACAUUGUUGGUUGUUGCACUAUCGUUUGGAUUCAGUUUGAUGAUUACCAUCUGGACAUUUGCAGGCGUAACAGGCUCUCCACAAAACCCAGCCGUCUGCCUCGCCGUAUACAUAAUCGGAGAAAUGUCCCUCAAACGAAUGAUCUUCUACAUCAUCGCUGAGCUCCUUGGCGCGCUCUUUGCUGGCGGCCUCACAUACGCUAUAUUCCCCAACAAGGUUACCGGUGCAACGACGCUUGGUGCCAGCACGACUCAAGUUCAGGGGGCGAUGCUCGAAGCAAUAUCAACCGCCAUCCUCCUCUUUGUGAUACUUCGGAAUGCUGUUACGGGCACGUCGGGAAUUUUCGGUGUAUCCAAUACCCGUGGGUUUCGUCCUGAUCGUCCUUCAUCUUGUAACGGUGCAAUAUACUGGCACAUCCGUGAAUAUUGCACGUUCGCUUGGGUAUACGUUGUCGGCCAAGCAAUCGGGGUCGUGAUUGCCGUGGGAGUGUGGAAGGUUGCCUCUCUAACAGACGAGGAAGUUGCAGCAGAUGCUGCUGUUGAAGAAGAAGAAGAAGCAGCAAAGGCCGCAUCGCCGUCACCGACUGGGACGUUGAUUGGAGAUGAGCUGACGGAUGUUAAGACUGAGCAGGUGUGA
This is a messenger RNA of Synchytrium microbalum, 1506 nucleotides long. RefSeq lists its product as uncharacterized. Lineage: Eukaryota; Fungi; Chytridiomycota; Chytridiomycetes; Synchytriales; Synchytriaceae. The coding region runs from base 1 to 1506 and encodes 501 amino acids. The record is from RefSeq and is a predicted model, not a curated record. Gene Ontology annotation, molecular function: water channel activity. The transcript is spliced from 11 exons. Gene Ontology annotation, cellular component: plasma membrane. Gene Ontology annotation, biological process: transmembrane transport.